AUGCCGCCUGCGAGCUCGCCGACAAGUUUACUUUCCACACAGCAAUCAAAUGAAAAACUACUGCAGCACAAGACAACCUUAAUAACUACGACCAGUUGUGGGCGGCCCUAUUUUCUUCUACUAUUGGUCUCAUCCGCACCCUUCAAUGUUCAGAGAAGGAGAGAAAUCCGCUUAACGUGGGGGGUUGACAGUGUUCUAGACUCGCGAUGGAAGACAUUUUUUCUUGUUGCUCAAACGAGAAACCAAACGGAAUCAGAUGCACUGUUAAAAGAAGAUGAACGCACCAGAGACCUCAUACGCGCGGACUACUACAAACAUUACUGGAAUCAGACCCUUAAGAUGCAAAUGGCGUUUGAGUGGGCAUCCACGUCCUGUAAUUUUUCGUUUCUUUUAAAAAUGGACGACGAUACAUUUGUUAAUGUUAAACGGCUAAUUUCAGUUCUUGCUAAACCUGAAAUUCCUAAAGAAAAGCUAUACAUUGGACACUGCUUUAAGGGGCCCGUGGUUAAGAGGAGAGGGAAAUGGAAAGGUUCGUAUGAAGAUUAUAAUCAAACAUUCUAUCCAGACUUCUGUUCUGGAUACGGAAUUGUCUUGUCUUUUGAUGUUGUUCAUCUGUUCGUCGAUUUAUAUGCCGUUGUUCCCUGGUUUAAAAUUGACGAUGUUUACAUCGGUUUGCUUGCGGAAAAAGCAGGUGUGAAAGCCAAAUAUAUGCGCAAAUUUCAUAAGAAGGAACCACCGAUAAUGUAA
Porites evermanni is the source of this 747-nucleotide messenger RNA. The record is from the annotation of a GenBank genome assembly. NCBI's taxonomy places the organism in Eukaryota, Metazoa, Cnidaria, Anthozoa, Scleractinia, Poritidae.